Adineta steineri is the source of this 1332-nucleotide messenger RNA. The record is from the annotation of a GenBank genome assembly. Lineage: Eukaryota; Metazoa; Rotifera; Eurotatoria; Adinetida; Adinetidae.
AUGUUUUCAAAUCCAAUUUAUAACCUUCCAUCACAAUUUAAUGAAAAUUUAUUAACACAAAAUUUAGCUGGCCUUUCUCUAAAUCGUGCUCAACCAUAUCAAGAUCAACAACAACAGCAACAACCACAACAACAACAGCAACAACCACAACAACAACAACAGCAACCACAACAACAACAGCAAAAUGUCGAUUUUGAAACACUUCAAUAUUCACAACAACAACAAAUGCCAAAUGAUGCGGAAGGUUAUGUUCCACAAACAUUUGAUGAUACCAAUGUCAAAUGGUCAUCACCAGAUGAAGUCAGUGCUGCAUAUCAACGUGGAUCUCCUUUUGUACGCCAGUAUAAUAAUUCUAUGAUUGAUGAUUAUUAUAAGAAAUUUGUUCGUCCAAUUACUGAUUAUGUUGCUAUACCAACAACUGGUCAACCAACUUAUGUUUAUCAAAGUCUCGAUGGACAACAAACAACAAAUGAACCAUUACCAACUCAACAAUCCAUGAGUGGAGGUAAUACUAUGCCAAACGAAUUAAAUUCAUCUAUGUUUACGAAUGUUUCACAAACAAAUACGGAUGGAGCUGAAGAAAAAAAACAUAAGAAAAAACAUAAAAAACGAUCUUCAAAACAUAGUCAUGGUGAUAGUUCUAAACAUAAUGAUACUGAAAAACUAAUUGAUGAACGAAAAAAUGAAUUAAAUGAUGAUGUUGAUGUCCAACAAACACCUCCUAUGGGUUUAAAUGAGCACAUUGGUAAUACAUAUCAUCAACAACAACAAUUGGCUACUACUCUUUCUGAAAGCAAAUUAAAUGGAGGUGGUCCUCAGAUACCUAUGAAACAUGAAGCUAAUCCAGUUGUGUAUUUUGAUAUUGAAAUUGAUGGUGAUCCACGUGGUCGUCUUAUUAUGGAACUUUUUCGUCAUGUUUUACCACGUACAGCACAAAAUUUCUUAUCAUUAUGUUUAAAUGAACAUGGUUUUGGUUUUCGUUUAUCAUAUUUUCAUCGUAUUAUACCAGGUUUUAUGGCACAAGGUGGUGAUUUUGAAAAGUCAAAUGGUACAGGUGGUUAUUCAAUAUAUGGUGAAAAAUUUGAAGAUGAAGGUUUUCCAUAUCUACAUGAUCGUGCUGGUCUUUUAUCAAUGGCAAAUAGUGGUCCAAAUACAAAUGGAAGUCAAUUUUUUAUUACAUUUGUUCCAUGUCCACAUUUAGAUAAUAAACAUGUGGUAUUUGGACAAGUUUUACAAGGUUUUCAUAUACUUAAAGAUCUUGAUUUGAGUGGAUCGGAAAAUGGUGAUGUAUCACGAGAAGUUAAAAUUGCAAAUUGUGAUCAACUUCAAUAA